This is a messenger RNA of Trematosphaeria pertusa, 2043 nucleotides long. Its product is annotated as kinase-like protein. Bases 1 to 2043 code for a protein of 680 amino acids. Gene Ontology annotation, molecular function: protein serine/threonine kinase activity; ATP binding. Gene Ontology annotation, biological process: intracellular signal transduction; protein phosphorylation. NCBI's taxonomy places the organism in Eukaryota, Fungi, Ascomycota, Dothideomycetes, Pleosporales, Trematosphaeriaceae. The transcript is spliced from 3 exons. Gene Ontology annotation, cellular component: cytoplasm. The record is from RefSeq and is a predicted model, not a curated record.
AUGGAGGACCCCAAGCCAUCCUCCGAGGGUGACCACCCCUCCUCCACGACACCGCUCGGCCCCCCGGUGGCCGCCUCCACGCUCGUCGAGACCAGCCCGCAUGCGGAUACGAGCCGUGCGAUAAUCAAUACUACCCUUCCUCCCUCGGCGACCGCCAAUGCUACUCCGCGCCUCUUGAACGCGGAACGGCCGCCGCUCAGCGCAGGUGACGCAUCGUCUUCUGCGCUGCCUGUCUACCCAUCCCGUCCGCACAUUCGCACCCCCUCCGCCGCCGGUCUCUCCCUCCAGACCGAUCUGCCCCCGCCAAUGACGGCCGCCGCUCACACCUCGCCGAAUCAUCCAACCAUCGUGGAGGGCGGCGCAGGAGAGUCGCUGCGGCAGUCGGCCACCGCGCCCAUCGCAAUACAGGAAGGCUACCUGCGGAGCACGCUGUCUGCGGCGAGCAUGACCGGGUCGUUGUCGCCCGGUUCUGCGCUCUCCUCACCUGCACUGAACGCCCUCGCCGACCUUACACCUUUGCCAUCUCCACUGGUGAUGAGCGAUUCGCCUGGGCCAUGGGCAAGGGCUGGCAUGUCGGUACGCCCUCGCUCGCGGGGUGCGUCCGGUUCGUCAAAAGAUGACUCCUUCGCCAUGCUCAGCAAAGGAACGCUAUCUCCAACGCCCUCGCAGAAAAAGAAAGGAUACCAGCGGUUGAAGACUGCUGCAGUCCAAGCUGCAGAUGCCAGCAUGCAGACGCAGCACAAGAACGAGGCCGCUCGUGAGAGGAACAGGAGCGUCAGCGAGUUCGCGCCGGACCAGUUGCACAACAUCCGGGCACGCCAUGUUACCAUCUCUAACGUGGCUCCCGAAAAGAUGCAGACGGGUCCAGGCCCGGAGCAUCAUCUCCACCGUGAGGAGUACCUUGCAGCGCAGCGAGGAUUAAUUCCCGCUACGCUUCCGGCCGGGCUCCCUACGCCGCCGGCCAGCAAUCGAAGUGUGACAGAAAGUGAGGAAGAGGAAAUCCCAGAAGAGGGCAAGAUCCAAUAUAUCACGGUGAGGCACGGAGCACAGAGGACUAAGAAGCUUUGGCGCCCCGUCCGACAGCUUGGCCAGGGCACUUUCAGCAAAGUCUAUCUAGCCACAAGCGAGAAGGUUGCACCUAAAGACCCACUCAAUGAGGCCACCCUUGACCCGCGCAAGCUUGUUGCCAUCAAGGUCGUCGAGCACGGUCCGGCCGGUGGCGCCGACGAAGAACGCGUAGAGCUAAGCCUCAAACGGGAGGUUGAAAUGCUUCGAUCCGUCUCACAUCCGUCCCUCGUACAUCUCAGAGAGUUCGACCACGAUGAAGCACAGGCUCUGCUGGUCUUGACCUAUUGCCCCGGCGGUGACUUGUUUGACGUAGCCAGUGCGCACCGCGAUCUCCUUGGAGUAGACCUCGUCCAACGCAUAUUCGCCGAAUUGCUCAUUGUGCAUCGCGACAUCAAACUAGAAAACGUCCUCCUUAAUGUCCCGGUCUCUACAGUGCCGCUGCUUAAGAGCCCACGAAGCCAUCCUUAUCCCAUAGCGACACUUACAGAUCUUGGCCUCUCUCGCCGUAUCCCUGCUCCGCCCGAGUCUCCUCUCCUUACUACUCGCUGUGGAAGUGAAGACUAUGCCGCCCCCGAGAUUCUUCUUGGUCAGCCGUAUGAUGGCCGUUCUACUGACGCAUGGGCGCUCGGAGUCCUGCUUUAUGCUCUAAUGGAAGGCCGCUUACCCUUUGACCCGCCGCCAGGCAAAGUUGGAUCCCGUAGCAGAGCCGCCCACCGGAUUGCCAGAUGCGACUGGGUGUGGGUCAGCUUCGGUGAUAACGAUGGCGACUGGGAUGUCGAGAAAGGCAAAGAAUGGGCAGGCGCGCGAGAGUGUGUCGAAGGCUUGUUGAAGAAGGUUUCGAGAGGUCGCAAGAGCCUCGAGGACAUUGAGAGGAUGGAGUGGGUGCAGCAGGGCAUCCAAGUUGAGGGUGGGAUUAGAAGGAGGAUUGAAGAUGAGGACAUGGAAGAGCAUGUCCCCGAGAUUACCGUGAGGUAG